AUGGCGGAGACAACGCUGGAAGGGCCUUCCCUGAGCAUGCUGCAUGUGACCGUGCCCAGCGAGGAGGUUGGCCAACAGAUAGCCGGCGCCCUGGUGGAGGGCAGGCUGGCAGCAUGCGUCAACAUUAUUCCAGGCAUUCAGUCUGUCUACAUGUGGAAGGGCAAGGUCGAGCGCGACGAGGAGCACCUGCUCGUGAUCAAGACCCAGAGCAUGCUGGUCCCCGACGUGGCCGCCAGGGUCAAAGCCCUCCACCCUUACGUAGAGCCGGAGGUGGUGGCCCUGCCCAUCUCCGGGGGCAGCGCCAGCUACCUCGCGUGGGUCGCUGAGUGCACCACACACAAGACAGCCUGA
Messenger RNA from Auxenochlorella protothecoides, 351 nucleotides. Its product is annotated as Divalent-cation tolerance protein CutA. The transcript has 2 exons. The record is from RefSeq and is a predicted model, not a curated record. Lineage: Eukaryota; Viridiplantae; Chlorophyta; Trebouxiophyceae; Chlorellales; Chlorellaceae. Gene Ontology annotation, molecular function: copper ion binding. Gene Ontology annotation, biological process: response to metal ion. The coding region runs from base 1 to 351 and encodes 116 amino acids.